GGAUAGACGGAUGGACUCCGGAUAGUAAUGUCCAGCAGGGCUGGAUCGCGGGUGCCCCGCAUGUUAGCCAUGGAAGCACCGGAAAUUUGCAAGGAAGGAUCUUGCAAUACACAGAAUUUUUCUCCCACCGCUUUGCCUUCUUCUGAAAAGAGUGGCAUGUUAAAAACAACAUUGGAAUCCCAGGGCAACUUCUUCCUCUUUCAGGAUGCGAUUCGGACUCUGAACACUCUGCAGACCAACGCCAGCUACCUGGAACAGGUGAAGCGAGAACGGGGAGACCCCCAGCUGCAAUUGCAAGCGAUGGCUGGGUUCUUGGAACGGACCGGCUUGAAGGUUGAAGACCUGGAUCAACUCAACGUCAUUCAUGUCACUGGGACAAAGGGCAAGGGUUCGGCAUGCGCCUUCACGGAACGGAUUCUGCGCAACUACAAUUUAAAGACCGGUUUUUACAGUUCACCCCAUCUGGUUCAAGUCCGCGAGAGGAUUCGCAUUAACGGCCAGCCCAUCAGCCAAGAGCUGUUUAGCAAAUAUUUCUGGCAGGUGUAUAACCGAUUGGAGGAGACGAAGGACUCCCAUCACGCUUCCAUGCCUGCCUACUUCCGGUUCCUUACAAUCAUGGCUUUCCAUGUCUUCCUGCAGGAAAAGGUUGACUUGGCGGUUAUAGAAGUCGGCAUUGGGGGCGCCUACGAUUGCACAAACAUUGUCAGGAAACCAAUAGUCUGUGGGGUCUCCUCCUUGGGCAUUGACCAUACCAGCAUCUUGGGAGACACCAUUGAGAAGAUAGCCUGGCAGAAAGGCGGCAUCUUCAAGCCCAGUGUGCCAGCGUUCACGGUUCCGCAGCCGGAAAGACCGUUAGAAGUCCUCAAACAAAGAGCGGAAGAAUGCCAGUGCCCGUUUUUUCUCUGCCCUGACCUGGAUGCCUUUGAAGACGGCCACAAGCUCCUUCAACUCGGCUUAGCUGGUGACCAUCAACGGUCCAACGCUGCUUUAGCCCUCCAGCUGUCCCACACAUGGCUGGGCCGUUGUGGGUAUCUGGAUACCGGUGAGCUGAAGGACUUGUGGCGAACUUCUGAAGCUCCAUCAAAGAGGGUGCCCUGCUUGGCUCCUGCUUUUAAGCCAGACCAGCCCAUGGUACAAGGCCUGCAAGCAGCUGUGUGGCUCGGACGUAACCAAGUGCUCCACCACGGCCCGGUGACGUGGUACAUCGACGGGGCCCACACCACGAGCAGCAUGCAGGCCUGCGUCCGCUGGUUUCACCAAGCGGCUCUGAACGAAGACAAACCUACAGACGGUUCCGAAGUCCGAGUGUUGCUGUUCAACGUGACGGGAGACCGGGAUACGGCGGCUUUGCUGAAACUUUUGCUGCCCUGCCAUUUCGACUACGCCGUUUUCUGUCCCAACUACACCGAGGUGUCGACGCUGGGAAACGCAGAUCAGCAGAAUUUCAACGUCACCUUGGAGAACGUCCUGACCCGUUGCCUGCAGAACCAGAACCACUGGAACCGGCUGAUGGAGGCCAAGUUGACCCAGGACCCUUGGUUCCCCGUCUUGCCCGAGGUGGGGGGCUGGCUGAAGCAGCCCCCGCUUCACAGCCCUCCCAUCUUCGCGGCCUCCUCCGCCCGCCCGCUCAACUCCAACUCUUUGGUUUUCCCUUGCAUCUCGCACGCUUUGCAGUGGAUCAGUCAAGGCCGGGACCCAAACUUGCCAGCCCUAGCGCCCCAGGGACUCCACCCGCACCCCGUGGCCAGCAGCGGGGCUGUUCUGCUUAAGGAAGCCGUGGCCAUCCGUGUCCUCGUGACGGGCAGUCUGCAUCUGGUCGGGGGCGUCUUGAAGUUGCUGGACCCCACCCUUUCUCAGUAGGCCCGUGGGAACUCCACCUUCUGCCGACCUCGGAACGGGCAGCGGAAACCUUGAUGUCCCGCUCCUAUCCGUGGUGUGGCACCAUGAGGCACAUCCAGCCAUGCGAUUCCCAGGAGGUCCAGGUUGAAUUCUCAACCAAAGUGAGUUGAUCUCCAGAGAACUCUUGUUGGUGGCAUCUGCCUGAUGGUUGAACGUUGAUGGUUGAACCACUGGAGGUCCAGCUAUUCCACAAGCUUGAAGACAUGGUCCUUCUUCUCAUAACCAAGUGAGGACCUCCUUGUGGCGUCAUCCAUCUCCUCCUCCUCCUCAUAACCAAGUGAGGACAUCCUUGUGGAAUCAACCAUCUCCUCCUUCUCAUAACCAAGUGUGGACAUCCUUGUGAGGUCCACCAUCUCCUCCUCCUCAUAACCAAGUGAGGACAUCCUUUUGGAAUCAACCAUCUCCUUCUUCUCAUAACCAAGUGAGGACAUCCUUGUGAGGUCCACCAUCUCCUUUUUAUAACCAAGGAGGAUAUCCUUGUGAGGUCCACCAUCUCCUUCUUCUCAUAACCAAGUGAGGAGAUCCUUGUGAGGUCAACCAUCUCCUCCUCCUCCUCAUAACCAAGUGAGGACAUCCUUGUGUGGGUCAACCAUCUCCUCCAGCCUCAAGCAAUGGACCGGGUGCUUCCACAUGUGAUAUUCCUCAGCACAACCGAGGCAAGAUACAGGCCACCACCGCCUCUGAGACUCCUGUGCCUUCUCAACUCACUCACCAUGUCCCGUUCAAUGUUCCUCCCCAUUUUCCGCCCCCGUCUUUUAUCACUCGCUGCCUUGAUCCGUUGGGCUACCCUCGGGGGGUGGGAGGAGACAGGGACGCUGCUACUCGCUUGUCACAAACGGUCCCCUCCUUUGAGCUCCUCAUCUCAGCCUCUGGGCCCCGUUUUUGGGGUGGCGGACCUCCAAAGAGACCAGUCUUAACUGGGGUACAACGCUUCUGCAUGCUUGGUGCCCACCACAGUCCAGACGAAGCAGGCUUAGCCAGACGCACAGUAGGACAUUGACCGGUUUUGGGGUGUGUGUGUGUGUGUGUGCGUGGGGUGUCCCUGGGCUGACCCCCCCACUUGAGAUUCAAGUGCCUUUUUUGGGGGGGGGUGGAGAGGAGAGAAAGAGUCACUAUGUUCUUCCAACGAGCUGCCAAAGCUCUGUCUGAUUUCUCAGUAAUGUUGGGGAUUGUGGACCAAGCAUUUCAACCUCCCCCCACAACCUUCCCUUUUCUGGAAUUGGACUCCACCGUUGCCCACAUCCUUUCUUAUUCAAACUUUGGGGCGGCCGGACUACGUCUCCCAUCUUCCUUCCCUCUAGGCAGGGUUGGCCGUGGCUGAUGGGAGGUGGUGUAACAGUUCCCGCAAGUCCAGCUGCUUCAAUCCACUGGGAGAAUCCUGCAGUGGGUUUGAGGUGUGGGCGGCUGCCUGCGUGGAAACCUGAUCCACCACGUUGGCAGCCGUGCCUGGAUCGACCUCCCCUUAAUUUUGAGGGGGCUUUGGGUGUUCUUAAGAGGCUCCCCUGGUGGCCCAAACUUUUCCUGUCUUCUUUCUGCAAAUACUUUGGGUUAGGAACUCUUGACCUACAAGGUCCCUUUUAAUUAAUUAAUUAGUCCCCUCUGUUAAUCUGUAAACUGCUGGAAAGCUUCGUUUUUGUUUUUUUUAAUCCCUUGUGGGCAGUGAGAGUAAUGAAGGGAGGAAGACCAGUAGUUAACUUAGGUUCUCCUUUCAAUUUUCUUUCCUUUUCCUUUUCUUCCCUUCUCCCU
This is a messenger RNA of Pseudonaja textilis, 3645 nucleotides long. The record is from RefSeq and is a predicted model, not a curated record. Lineage: Eukaryota; Metazoa; Chordata; Lepidosauria; Squamata; Elapidae.